AUGCUACCACACUAUCAAUACAAACACUAUUAUGAUCAACUCUGUGAUUGUUGCGAAGAUGCAAUGGUAACGUUGGACGAGCGCCAAGAGGAAGGCGGGGAAUGCGGCGGAUGUGAAAAGACAAUGUGUGAGGACUGCCACGAAGGUCAGCAAUGUGGCCGAUGCGACGUGACCUUUUGCAACAGCUGUGUUAUUUCCUGCGAGUUUUGCGAUGACGAGUUAUUUUGUGGGCACUGUCUUGAAGAUCACCAGCAAAACUGCACAACAUGCGAAAAGACAAUGUGUGAAGACUGCCGUGCAUGUGACCUUUGCGACGAGAACUGUUGUGCCGACUGUGUUGAUGUCUGCAAGUUUUGCAAUGACGAGUUUUUGUGUGUGUCCUGCCUUGAAGAUCAUCAGCAAAACUGUACUCCGCUGACACGGAUUAUAGGGAAGCUGGAUAAACUCGACAAGAGCCUGGAACACAAGGAAUCGGAGAAGGCUCGCCUCAGACGACGCUUGGGUGAAAUCAACCAAGAUAUCGAUGGCAUUCUCGCGCAAAAAGCGAGUGCUGAGCGUAGCCUGGAGAAACUAGUUACUUGA
Cylindrotheca closterium is the source of this 582-nucleotide messenger RNA. The record is from the annotation of a GenBank genome assembly. NCBI's taxonomy places the organism in Eukaryota, Bacillariophyta, Bacillariophyceae, Bacillariales, Bacillariaceae.